Messenger RNA from Pocillopora meandrina, 4831 nucleotides. The record is from the annotation of a GenBank genome assembly. NCBI's taxonomy places the organism in Eukaryota, Metazoa, Cnidaria, Anthozoa, Scleractinia, Pocilloporidae.
AUGUCGAGCCCUGCCGAUUUAGUUGCGAAGGCCAAGCUGGCUGAACAAGCUGAGCGUUAUGAUGAUAUGGUUACAUAUAUGACAAAAUUAGUGGAAUCAACUAAGGAGGUCCUUUCUGACGAACAGAGAAAUCUACUUUCAGUGGCUUACAAGAACGUGGUAGGAGCGAGAAGGUCUGCCUGGCGAAUUAUUUCGAACUUAGAGGAUAAGGCAGAGGGUGACGAAGUUAAAAAGGAAAUUGCGAAGAGUUAUAAGCAGACCGUGGAAGGUGAACUGAAGGAAAAGUGCAACGAAGUCCUUAAAUUGAUCAAAAAUCUACUGGCUGUGGUGGAAGAUGCUACGAACCAAGAAGAAGCUAAAGUUUUCUACUACAAGAUGCAAGGAGAUUACUAUCGCUACCUUGUGGAGAUCGAGGAUAGUGAUUCAGGUGAUAGGAAGACGCUGAGCGAAGAAUCUAAAAAAGCUUACGAACAAGCUAAUGAGGAGAGUAAAAAAUCUUUGUCAGAAACGAACCCCAUCCGCCUUGGAUUGGCGCUGAAUUUCUCUGUGUUCUACUACGAGAUCGAAAACAACUCCUCAAAGGCAUGCGAGCUGGCAAAAACGGCCUUCGACGAUGCGAUAGCUAAACUGGACGACGCAAAAGAAGAUUCUUACAAAGACAGCACCCUGAUAAUGCAACUUCUCCGCGAUAAUCUAACUCUGUGGCAGUCAGAAGAUGAUGGUGAGCAACAGGGAGACGAUUGAUAAAGGAGUUUGGAAGCGUUUGUGUACUUUAGACUACAAACUCAGCGCUGAGAAUGACUGAGUGGUUUUCAUUGGAAAGAAUAUUCACUUACUAAUUAAGAGUCGAUAGAAGCGGUGACGGAAAUCAAUACUUUUGCUUACUGAUUCUUUCCUGACCAGUUCCUUCACUCAUGUUUAGAUGUCAUUGAUUUGGUGUAGCGCAAGAUAGACCUCUGGAAGUUUUCAAAGCUUUUACAUAAUUAACGGUGAAUGCCAUCUCAGCUAAUAUUAAGACAGAAAUAUGUGAAUUAUACGUCAAGAAAGCAACGUUCUUAUGGUGUAUAGUGUAAUCUUGUUUGCAUAUAACAUUAUAAAAAAAUUGUAAAGUUAAUUCAAAGUCAAUUACGAUGCAAUUCUUUAAUGUCCUACACUUUGUUGUUUGUCUAAGUCCUAGAUCUCCGAUGCUGCUCACAUUAGGCAUACUAAAGAAUGGAAUACAUUAUAGAUUAAUUAAAGUGUGACUCUGAAAAGUUUCGUGGUAUGUCACUAGGAAGCGCUAUUUAAUGGUAAUAUAUAAUUAAGGUGAAACCUCGUGCUUGUUUAUAUUGACGUUUAAUUCUGAGCACUUAGUUGAUAGUAUAACAUAAGCACUUUACUGUUGGAUAAUUUUUCGUGUACUCAGGGUGAAUGAAUAUUUUUUCCGGUAGUUUUUUUCUCUACUUUAUUUCUGCGAAACUGUUGACCACUAUAGCAAGGUGACUUGCCAGCAUGAACAGUGAAGUUGUUGUAAGUGGAUUUUGUUUAAUGGAGGGAAUUUUUUGCUCUCUUCUCCUGAGAGACUCAUGGCUUAAAUCUGCUAGGUUUUUUUUUCAUAUGGUAGUGAUGAGGACAGAGUUAUUUGUACUACCAACCAAGCUUUACUUCUCCAUUUUUGAUAUGAUUUAUCAGGUAGUGAUUCAGAGCAGGGUCAUCCAGUUUUUUUGACCACUGAAAAUCAGAGUUGAUUUUUUUACUGAUCUGUAAUUUCUGAAAAUGUGACUGCUAUAAUCAAUGUUAGUUUGGCUGUGAAUUACAUAAGAAUAACCACUCUGAUACUUUUUUUUUUUUAAUUGAAUAUUACCUAAUUGUGAGAAAAUUGCCAAAUAAUUAAUUAUGUAAUUUAGGUAGCAUUAUUAGGAAUUAUAUUAUACAUUGUGUGAUCAAAUGGCAUUCUAGCAGUUUCCUUUUUUCCAGUUUAUCUGACCUCAAUCACUUUCUUUCCCACGUUGCAAGUAUAGAAACAUGACUAAGAGUAGGGUCAUAUAUAUUUUGCUCGAAAAUUCGAGCAUUAUGCUUCCAAGUGUCGUCCCUGAAAGCAUGAACUAUGCUCAUGAUUAUGACUAACUGAACUGAACCCUUUCACUCCCAAGAUCUCAACAGUAAUUCUCCAUACUGUCUGCUGUACAACUCUUAUGAUGUUGAUUCGGGGAAUUUGGCAUAGGAUCAAUUAAUAAUCUCCUAAUUGAUAUUUCUUUUUACUCCCAUUACUUGUCUACUUGAAAUUGUAUUGAAAUGCUAAGGAGAAAUUCCAUCUUGGUCACUCAAAGGAGUUACAGGGUUAACAGUGUAACUCUUUGACCCCUUAGAGUGACUAGUAUCUAAUAUUUCCUUACACUAUCACCCCAGAAGCAUACAUAAAGGUCAUGAAAAUAAAGAAGUUGUUGAUUGUUUAACCAAUUCUCCUUAUCAGCUCCUUAAGAAAUUUAUUGAGUCAGUUUGGAGAAUAUGCAUACUGAUGCAAGGGUUAAGAGCCAUUCGAACCUCCCCUCUCCCUCCCUGCUGUUGACAAGUUAAACUAGUGUUGGACGAAACGCUUUCUGCACUUCAAGGAAAACAUUAUAUGAAACCAAAUUCUCAGGCCACAUAUAUUUACCCCUUGUUAUCUCUUGCUGAGUACAUGAGGUGUUAACCAGGCCUUUAAUUGAAGUAACCUGGGCAAGAAAAUUACAGGAAAGUACAAGAAAUGGCAUUUGAGACCAAUAUGCUGAAAAUGAAUCCAAAACUCCAUUGUAAAAGUACUUGAAAGGCAGUCUAACUCAUUUAUACUCAAUAACUUUAGUCAUUAUUCUGGCAUCAUGCUUGAUGCUCCGACCAACAUUAUACCUAAAAUUAUGCCAGAAUAACUUAUCUGAGCCUAACAGUGGAAAUAGAGAAUGAUGCAUGCUGACUUUGAUACCCUUGAGUUAUAUUUAUGUGCUGUGCAGAUCAAUUUGAAGCUUCAACAUUCCCUUCCCCCCCCAUGGGCAUUUGACCUUUGUCAGGGGGUUGGGAAUUUUAAAACCACUUCUGAAUGGGGUGGUGAAUUUGGAUGAGUGCAAUACAGGUAUUUUAACUUAAGAUAUGUUGGAGUUCAAAGGUAAAAAGUAAAUUUUUAUAAGAAAAUGGCCUAGAAGAAAUUUUUUUGUUUCAAGAAUGAUGCUUAAAAGCAAAAAGACCAACAGCAGCCCCAAAUUUGACUUUGCUCAAUGGUACAACAUUCAUUAGCUACACUUAGAAUCAUUCAAUAAAAAUAUUAUAGUUCAGUGAGGUAUUUGAAUGCAAUUUUGGCCUGGAAAGGGGACAGGAAUUUGUAUGAACCAGUCUUCAAAGUUUCAAUGCCAAGGGGGGGAUGUUGAAGCUUUGAAUUGAUUGAUGUAUAAGCUUCAAUUUGGUAGGAGUGCAAGGGUGUAGCUAGGGGGGGAGGGGGGGGUGCAUGUGACUUACCCUUUCUGAACCUUUUUCUAAGCAAACAACCUACAAUAUCUAGGUGGCAAAAACUGGUGAGUACCCUCUGUCUGAUACAGAUAUUUUAUUUAGGGAAAUAAAACCCGGAUUUGCUUGAAUUUGCUUCGUUAAACAUCUUCAAAUAUAUUGGGGACCUGUCAUGCGAGGACAACACGCGAGACUGUUUGAAAAGUCACGCGAUCGUCACACGUGUGUGACGCGCGAGUGUGACUUGUCACAGCGAAACUACUAGCUAUAAACUCAUAGGGCGAAGAGCGGGUUUCGGGAAAGCGAGGGCAGAUUUUUUCUUAAUUUGCUGCGCGUGUUGAUCAUUUGUCGAUAAAUUUUCCGUAUCUGCUGUAGAUAGUAUGCGAUUCUUGUAUAUUUUCACAGGAAUCGUCCAACACCCAUUUCUAUGCAUUCCCGGUUAAAAAACCUCCCGGAUGUUACUGGCGAUGUUGAUUGGCAGAAAUCACGCAAAACUUCAGCUGAGACACGUGACCAAGGAAGAGAAAGAAGGCAGCUCCCUGCAAUUUUACAGCGUCAAUUGAAAUUUGUUUGAGAGGUUUCGUUCUGGGUGGGUUGUAGCAUUUUAAAUUGUGAAGUCAAGAUGAAUCUGAUAGAAGAAAAUAUUUACCGGGCAAAAAUAGCAGAGCAAGCUGAGCGUUAUGAAGACAUGGUAACGGCCAUGAAAAAAGUAGUGGAAGAAAUGGGAGAUAAGGCGCUAAAUCAUGAGGAGAGAAAUCUGCUGUCGGUUGCUUAUAAGAACGUGGUCGGUGCACGGCGAUCUGCGUGGCGAAUUAUUUCAAGCAUAGAGCAGAAAUCAGACAAGGAUAAACCGGAAAACGAGGGAAAAUACCAAUUCGCCGAAGAGUACCGUAAGAAGAUUGAAGCUGAAUUGAAAGAAAUGUGCAAUGAAGUUCUAGAGUUGAUCGAUCGUUACCUCCUUCCCAAAGAAGAAGAAGGAACUAGUACGGCGCAGUUAGAGGCGAAUGUGUUUUACCUGAAGAUGAAGGGCGAUUACUAUCGCUACCUGGUUGAGAUUGAAAAAGAUGAGGAGAGGGAAGCAGUUGGGGGAAAAUCGAACGACGCUUACAAGUUGGCUCAGGAGAAGGCUAAAGCGGGCUUGAGUCCCACUCAUCCCAUACGGCUUGGCUUGGCGCUGAAUUACUCGGUGUUCUACUACGAAAUCCAAAACGACCCUGAGGAAGCCUGUAAGUUGGCAAAAUCUGCGUUCGAUGAAGCGAUAGGAGAACUAGACAGUGUAGCAGAAGAUACUUACAAGGACAGCACGUUGAUAAUGCAACUCCUUCGUGACAAUUUAACACUGUGGCAGUCGGAACAGGAUGAUAGAGACGGAGAAUGA